AUGAGCUGGUUGUCGACGAAGACUCGCCCUGACCUCGCGCUAGCGGUUAACAAACUGCAGCAGAGGACUGCAGCACCUCGCGAUGAAGACCUUGCAGCCAUCAAGGGCAUGUUUCGCUAUCUGCGAGGUACGAUGAAGCUUGGGAUUGCUUUGAAUAGCUCCAGCAACGAUGGUGAGAAUGAUUUGCAUGGUUAUGUCGACGCCUCGCAUCAGGACUGCACCGAUGGCCACUCAACCGAGGGGUAUAUCUUCUUCAUGAACAACACGCCUAUCUCCUGGCGAUCGGCGAAGCAGAAGGUUGUUGCCCUAGCUCAACCAUCGCAGAACUAUGAGAAGAAGGUCUGCAUCAAGACCGAUUCUGAUAAUGCAGUCGCCUUGCUGAAGAAGGACGGCUACUCGUCAACAACGGAGUGGAUUGAUAAUCGCUACUUCUUCGUCAAAGAAGCGAUGAAGGAGGGCCUCAUCGAACUUAUUCUGAUCAGCGACGACGACAAUAUCGCUGACGGGUUGACUAAACCCCUCGCUGUCGCCAAAUUUGAUAAGUUCCAAGCAUCUCUGACUCUUACUGAACCCCCGACAGCACUGAAUGACGAAACUGGGACCGACCGACAUGAAGUUGACUACAAUGACGACGAUUCUGACGAAAUUGACAAAGACGUUGAUGAAUUGGCAUGA
Penicillium alfredii is the source of this 675-nucleotide messenger RNA. RefSeq names its product Ty1/Copia family ribonuclease HI. Lineage: Eukaryota; Fungi; Ascomycota; Eurotiomycetes; Eurotiales; Aspergillaceae. The record is from RefSeq and is a predicted model, not a curated record. The transcript has 2 exons. Bases 1 to 675 code for a protein of 224 amino acids.